CUUUCCCUGUGUGUGUGUGUGUGUGUGUGUCUCUGUGUGUGCGGUGCGGUGCGGGAGGUGUGUGCGGUGCGGGAGGUGUGUGCGGUGCGGGAGGUGUGUGCGGUGCGGGAGGUGUGUGCGGUGGUGAUAAUGGCAGUGUUCAGAGUCGGCUGUUCGGUUGCGCAACGCGUGCGGUUGAGGUCGGGGUUUGCGCUCAGCGCUGAGCGCAGCUCCGGCCACAGGCGCUCACUGUGCGCACAGCCCUCCCCCCCGACCCCCCCGGACCCCCCCGACACAAAACCAGCUGAUGUCAGCAAGUUCAAGUUUAUGGAUGAGGAUGUGCAGAGUAUCCUCACAAAAAUGACAGGUUUGAAUUUGGAAAAGGUGUUCAAGACUGUUAAACAAGAGCUGAAGCCACCGACGUACAAACUGAUGACAAAUGAGCAGCUUGAGGAGGCUCGGCUUAAAGCAGUGGAAGAAGCUCAGGAAGCUCUCCGAAUGCCACCAGUGCUCGGCCAAAGGCAACCAAUCGAUGAUGUUCUUGCAGAGGAUAAGAUACUUAAAGAUUUAGAAAUGACUAAAUAUGUCUUCACCGACAUAUCAUAUGACACUCCGCACAGAGAACGAUUCAUAGUAGUAAGAGAACCCAAUGGCGUGUUGCGCAAAGCUACCUGGGAGGAACGCGAUAGGAUGAUACAGCUCUACUUCCCCCGUGAAGGUCGAAGAAUUGUGCCACCACCAAUCUUCAAGAGUGAAAAUAUUUCGAUCAUAUUUGCUCAAAAUCGCCAUGAAGAUAUUCUCGAUCUCUGUCUUCUCCAGUUUGAGCCAGAUUCUGGUGAAUAUAUAAGAGUUCACCAUGAGACCUAUGAGAAUAUUGAUAAAGAUGGCAAAUAUGACCUUUUGCAUUCAACAAGGCAUUUUGGUGGGCUGGCUUGGUACUUAACCAACAGGAAGAGAAUUGAUGGUUUGCUUAUAAAUAUGAUCCAAAAAGACCUAAUGGAUGAUGCCUUUAGUCUACUGCAGCUUUACCAUAUGCUGCACCCAGAGUCCCAAUCGGCAAUGGAAGCCAAGGAACAACAAGCCCAUGGUGUUGACUUACUUAAGAUAUUUUGUCGAACAGAUUCCAAGAAGGGAAGCUACAUUGAAUUAGCUUUACAAGUUUAUCAGGAAACACAAAAUAGUUCUGCCACUGCAUCGUAAAUGGAUAUGAAGAACACAAUCCUUCCGUUUGUCUUCUCUAGCAGUUUGAUAACAAUGUAAUAAAAUAACAUUUUAUAUUU
Molecule: messenger RNA, 1259 nt
Organism: Callorhinchus milii (elephant shark)
Lineage: Eukaryota; Metazoa; Chordata; Chondrichthyes; Chimaeriformes; Callorhinchidae
Gene: mrps22
Product: mitochondrial ribosomal protein S22
Cellular component (GO): mitochondrial small ribosomal subunit
Molecular function (GO): structural constituent of ribosome
Source: RefSeq, marked provisional